UGGAUACUACAAUGAUGAAGAAUGUCUUGAAGAUAAAGUGUUUAUGAGACUCCUAUGAGAACAAGACGCUUGCAGCGUAGGCAUGUUUUUUCAAAAAAUUCUUGAGUAACCAUCAGAUCUUCUUUUGUUAUCAGCAAACAGGUGAUGCUUGAAAGCAAACCCUCUGCCACCUCCACUGCUUAAUAGGUUACUUAGUAAGGCCACCUGAACAGAAUUUAUAAAGCGUACUGACACCCACAUGAGAACAGUCUAUCCUAUAUUUCUCACAACAUUACCAAGACGUCUAAUCAAAGGCUAAAUAAUGAGGUCGCUGACAGUGUCUUUUCUCCUGACAUCCUGCUUCCUGAGCUCACAAAGUAUAAAGGUUACGGACAGUGGGUUUACCUUUACACUGGAGGCUGUAAAGAUUCUGAAGCAACUGAUGGAAUCUCUUGAAAAUGAAAAUCCUGAUCUAUCUGCAAGCCCUCCAGUGCCUCUCUGUAUCAACCCAAAUCUCCCGGAAGAGUUCCUGGAAGUGUGCCAGCGAGAAGAUCAAGACCGAAUCUUUGCAAAUCUGGUUCAAAUCAUCACACCUCCAGACCCAUGUGAGAUCUGUGCCAACGCUGCCUGCACUGGAUGUGUGUUCAAUAAGAUUUAACUCACCUGCUUUCCAUGAAGCAUCCUUUCGUCUUUUUCUGCUUUUUCUUUGUUUGGUUACUUGUGUGUUUGUGUUUGUAAGGGGGUCGGGGGUUGUCUUUUUCCGAUCAACCCUCGAUGUUGAUAAUGUACACUACAUGUAAGUCAUAUUUUAAAUUGCUGUACUUGCAGAACUUUAAAAUACACUAUAUGACCAAACAUUUUUGGACAUCUGACCAGCACACCCAUAUAUGUCCCCAGACUGUUACCACAUAGUUGGAAGCACACAAUAGUAUAGGGUGUCUUUAUAUGCUGUAGCAUUACAAUUUCCAUUCACUGGAACUAAGAGAUCCAAAUCUGUUCCAGCAUGACAGUACCCCUGUGCACAAAGCGAGGUUCAUGAAGACACGUUUUGCGAAGGUUGUAAUGGAAGAGCUUGAGUGGCCUGUACAGAAUCCUGACCUCAACACCAAUGAAAACGUUUAGGAUGAACUGUAACACUGACCGCACCGCAGGCCUCCUUGUCCAACAUCAGUGCCCGACAUCAAUAAUGCUCUUGUGGCUGAAUGAGUAAAUCCCCAUGUUCCAAAAUCUAGGGGAAAAUCCUUCCCAGAAGAAUGGAGGUUAUUUUAACAGCAAAGGGAGACCAAAUCUGGAAUGGACUGUUCAAAACUCACAUAUACUGUAGGUGUGAUGGUCAGGUCUCCACAAAAUUUUGGCCAUAUUGUGUAUCUAUAUUUACUUUUAUUACAGUAUAAUUUUUGCUUUGUUUAUGCUUCCCAAUGUACCAUAAUGAUCAUAUCGGUUUUAUACCAUAUAAAAUGGCUACUAUGAUAUCUACUAGAGUAAGUCUGAAAUAGUGUGUUAACCUUUUGUCACAAUCAGUUUUAGUCUAGAGGCUCUUUUUAACAUAAGUAUGGUUUAGAACUUUAAAGGUUUGCCAUUUCUGAAUCUGAAAAAUGACUAAAUACCCUCAGUUAAACAAUAUAAUUAAGGCUUGACAUUUAUGAAGCUAAAAAUGACCUUGCAGAAUAAUAAUAAGGUUAUUCAAGUCUCAAGUCUGCAAAACUACUGGAUCGUGUAAUCAAGAACAUGUUACUGUCAUUCCAGUUAUUGCAUGUAUAGACAAGGAUGAAACAUGCCAAAGGACUAUGCUCCAAAAGAUUCUCAGUGCAGGGCUACUAAUAAAGUAAAGGCUGUGACAAAUGUUAGAUAGCAAUAGCAUGGUUGUAGUAAAAACCAACAGUUAAAGUACAAUGUGAUAAAUACACAUGCUAGUGUACGUAAUGAAACAAUACAGUCUGCACAGAAAAAUAGCCAGGAUUAACUAAAACAUUUUUAAGGGUAAUUCCAUGAUUUGUGUGCAUUUAGUCCUAUAAUUCUUCAAAUGAGCAAAAAACACUAAAUAUGCUUAACUAGAAUCCAAGCUAAAGACAUUAGGACAUUAAGGAAUGAUUAACUUUGUUGUUGUUGUUGUUGUUGUUGUUGUUGUUAUAAUGUAUCUUCAAUUUCUCAUUUGUGUGACAGGGUUGUGCUUUCAAACUGACCACCUCAGCCAAUAGUCACACUGAAAAUCAAAUAAAAUUUAAAAAAAAAAAAAAAAAU
Ictalurus furcatus (blue catfish) is the source of this 2220-nucleotide messenger RNA. Its product is annotated as guanylin. Lineage: Eukaryota; Metazoa; Chordata; Actinopteri; Siluriformes; Ictaluridae. The transcript has 3 exons. Gene Ontology annotation, cellular component: extracellular region. The coding region runs from base 302 to 637 and encodes 111 amino acids. Gene Ontology annotation, molecular function: guanylate cyclase activator activity. The record is from RefSeq and is a predicted model, not a curated record.